Molecule: messenger RNA, 895 nt
Organism: Staurois parvus
Lineage: Eukaryota; Metazoa; Chordata; Amphibia; Anura; Ranidae
Source: the annotation of a GenBank genome assembly
UUGAAAACGAAUGGAGAAAGACCCAGUGUAUGCCACGUGAAGUGUGUGUAGAUGUGGGGAAGGAAUUUGGUGCUCCGACAAACACGUUCUUUAAACCUCCAUGCGUGGCACUGUACAGAUGUGGAGGAUGCUGCAACAGCGAAGGAUUGCACUGUAUGAACACUAGCUCCUCAUAUGUCAGCAAAACGUUAUUUGAAAUCACAGUCCCGCUGUCUCAAGGACCAGUUAAACCAGUGACAAUUAGUUUUGCAAACCAUACAUCCUGUCGGUGCAUGUCUAAAUUGGAUGUUUACAGACAAGUCCAUUCAAUUAUCAGACGGUCAUUGACAGCAACACAAAUACACUGUCAAGUGGCAAACAAAACUUGUCCUAAAAAUUAUGCAUGGCAUAACCAUUUGUGCAGAUGUAUAGAACAACAUGACUCUGGGUUUUCAUUAAAUCACGAGGAAUCAGAUUCUGGUGAGGAAUUUCAUGAUAUUUGUGGACCAAACAAAGAACUAGAUGAAGAAACCUGCCAAUGCGUUUGCAAAGGUGGAUUGUUACCCUCCAGCUGUGGCCCCCAUAAAGAACUGGACCGAACAUCUUGCCAGUGUGUUUUGCAAAAAUAAAACUUCUAUCUACUUCCUGUGGGACAAACAAACAAUAUGAUGAAGAGAGAUGCCAAUGUGUCUGUAAAAAGACCUGUCCAAAACACCAGCCACUGAACCCUAUAAAAUGUGCCUGUGAAUGUGUAGAGACGCCAAACACAUGUUUCCUCAGAGGAAAAAGAUUCAAUCACCAAACAUGCAGUUGUUAUAGACCACCAUGUAAAUCUCGACCGAAACGCUGUGACCCUGGUCUAUUCUACAGUGAAGAAGUGUGUCGCUGUGUUCCUGCAUAUUGGAAAAGACCAUAA